Molecule: messenger RNA, 301 nt
Organism: Dibothriocephalus latus
Lineage: Eukaryota; Metazoa; Platyhelminthes; Cestoda; Diphyllobothriidea; Diphyllobothriidae
Source: the annotation of a GenBank genome assembly
UCUGCACGUUCGACGCGGUCCAAUAAGGAUGCCGAGCUAGCGCGCAUUCAGGCCCGUGAGCGUAUUAAGGCUGCGAAACGCGAAUUUGCUGCGCGACAGGGCCUCAACAGGGCCACCGAUGUGGACGCCACUGCCAGUCCCGGCUUUGUGGUCUUCUGAGCCAGGGGGGAGGGGGAGGGGACCUCUUCGCUCCCCCCUCCUUUUCUGCCCGCGUAUGCCUUUUUACUUCCCCCGACAUAUUUCGUUCCCACCGUCGCACCAUUUACCCACAUUGCUUUUAGCUCGAACUCAGUACUACUGA